UGCUGCAGGCUCACAGAAAGACACACAGACAGGAUGGACGUGAAGCUGCUGUUUCUGACUGUUGUUCUUCUCUCCUCACCGCUCCUCACACUAUGUGACCCACUAUUUGUUAUGUUAGCUCCUAAUUUGCUGCGGGUGGGUUCCUCAGAGAAUGUGUUUGUGGAGGCUCGUAAUUACUUUGAAAGAGACCUGAAUGUGAGGAUCUCUGUAAAGAACUUCCCAACAAAACAUGUGGAGAUACUGUCCAAAUCAGUGACACUGACUGCGGACAAGUACCAGUUACUUACAGAUAUAAAGAUCCCUGCUGAUCACAGUAUAUUUUCUGACAAUCCUCUGGAGAAGCAGUAUGUGUAUCUACAAGCUCAGUUUCCAACCAUCACUCUGGAGAAAGUGAUCAUGGUCUCAUUCCAGUCUGGAUAUAUAUUUAUACAAACAGACAAGCCCAUCUACACACCUGCUAGCACAGUUCAGUACAGGAUAUUCUCUCUUAUGCCCAGCAUGAAACCAUUCCAAACGAAUGUGUUUACAAAUGUGGAAAUCAUGAAUCCACAAGGUAUCACAGUUUCAUCAGAUAAAAUAUAUUCGGACAAAGGAAUGCAGUCCAGAACAUACACUAUUCCUGAGAUGGCCAGCUUUGGGAUCUGGAAGGUGGUCGCACAUUUUGUAAACACUCAGAAGAAAUUUACUGCAGACUUUGAGGUCAAAGAAUAUGUGCUUCCAACAUUUGAAGUGAAAUUAAAACCCAACAAGUCAUUCUUCCAUGUGAAAGAUCGGAGUCUGACGGUCAACAUUAAUGCCAAGUACAUGUUUGGACAGAAGGUGGAUGGAACUGCGUUUGUGGUGUUUGGUGUGAUGGAUGGUCAGAAAAAAACAAGUUUUCCUACAACUCUGCAAAGAGUUCAGAUCAGAAGUGGAGCAGGUAGUGCAGAACUGAACAAUCAGGCGAUCACAAACAUUGCAGAGCUGGUUGGACUAUCAAUCUAUGUUUCUGUCAGUGUUUUAACAGAAAGUGGCAGUGAAAUGGUGGAAGCAGAAAGGAGAGGCAUUCAGAUUGUGACGUCACCGUACACCAUCCACUUCCAAAAAACACCACACUUCUUCAAACCUGGAAUGCCCUUCGACGUCUCGGUCUAUGUAACAAAUCCUGACCAAACACCAGCUAAAAAUGUGGAAGUGGAGGUUAAUCCUGGAGCAAUCAAAAGUAAAACAAAAGCCAACGGCAUUGUGAAGGUUAUCGUCAACACUCAGGAAGGAACUUCAACACUGAAGAUCACUGCAAAGACCAAAGUUUCAGAAUUGGCUAAUGAUCAUCAGGCAGAGAAGACGAUGACGGCUCAGGCCUACCAGACCAAAGGCGGCUCUAAGAACUACCUGCACAUCAGCAUUUGUGCUGAGGAGCUUCAGAUUGGUGAUUCAGUGAAUGUCUUACUGAACACUGGAGAAAAAUUCACAGAUCAAGUUUAUACAUAUAUGAUCUUGAGUAAAGGUCAGAUCAUUCAUGCAGACAGGUUUAUGAGGAAAGAUCAAACUCUAGUGGCUCUGCCUGUGUCUGUAACCAAAGACAUGGUGCCAUCCUUCCGCUUUGUGGUUUAUUACCAUGUGGGCUCAUCUGAGGUGGUGUCUGAUUCAGUCUGGGUUGAUGUGAAGGACACAUGCAUGGGAAAGCUCGAGCUUAAGGUAAAGAAUGAGGGGCGGAAUUCUUAUAGCCCAAGAGAUGCAGUUGAGCUGCAGAUAACUGGAGAUCCUGGAGCUAAAGUUGGUCUGGUAGUGGUUGACAAGGCUGUGCAUGCCCUUAACAAGAACAGACUUACUCAGACUCAGAUCUGGGACGUCAUAGAGAAGAAUGACAUCGGCUGUACAGCAGGAGGUGGAAGGGACAGUAUGGGGGUUUUCACUGAUGCAGGUCUGAUGUUUGAGUCCAACACUGCAGGAGGAACCAACACCAGAACAGAGCCUGAGUGUUCUGUCCCUGCAAAGAGAAAACGAAGAGCUGAGAGUCUCCUGCAGAUCACUAGUACACUGGCUGGUCAAUACUCUGGUGAACUGAAGCAGUGCUGUGUUGAUGGAAUGAGGAGUAAUAAACUCGGCUACUCUUGUGAACGAAGAGCCACGUACAUAGUCGAUGGGGCAGAGUGUGUCAAGGUCUUCUUGCACUGCUGCAAUGAGAUGAAAACCCGCAAGGACUUGAAGACCGAAGAGGAGGAGCUGAUUCUGGCUCGCAGCGAUGAUGAUGAUGAGGAGGAUUAUACAGACUUUGAAGAUAUCGUGUCACGUACACAUUUCCCUGAGAGUUGGCUUUGGGAUGAGAUUAAGCUAUGUGAGACAUGUACAGAUACAAAAAAAAAGAUCUUACUGAAAGACUCUAUCACUACCUGGCAGAUCUUGGCUGUCAGUUUGUCACCAACACUCGGCAUCUGUGUGGCAGAACCUGAGGAGAUAGUCGUUCAUAAGAGCUUUUUCAUUGACCUCAAGAUGCCUUACUCAGCUGUGCGUGGUGAACAACUGGAAAUCAAGGCCAUUAUUCACAACUACACCCCUAAUGAUCUGAAGAAGGUUCGUGUGGAGUUCAUGGAGACAGAGGAUGUUUGUAACUUUGCCAGUAAGAAAGGCAAAUACAGAACGACUGUAAAUGUUGACAAAGGCUCCAGCAUAGGCAUUUCAUAUGUGAUAAUUCCCAUGACAGUGGGACAUCAUGAUAUUGAGGUGAAAGCUUAUAAAACUGACUAUCACGAUGGAGUGAAAAAGACGCUGAAGGUGGUGUCUGAGGGUGUGCUGACUUCAUUACAUGAGCAAAAUAUUGAGCUCAAUCCCAUUAAGAAUGGAGAAAAACCUAUACUCCUUAGAGCCGAAGUACCAGCUGAUCGGGUUCCAGACACACCUGCUAACACGUACAUCUCAAUUACUGGUGAAGACAUUGCUCAGACAGUUGAGAAAGCCAUCAGUGGAGACUUCAUGGGUCGCCUUAUUUUCCAACCCUAUGGAUGUGGAGAGCAAAAUAUGUACCAUAUGACACUUCCUCUCAUUGCCACUCAUUAUCUGGACAGCACCAAUCAGUGGGAAACUGUUGGCUUGGAGCGCCGUAAUGAAGCCAUCAGCCAUAUCGACACAGGUUAUCAAGGGCAGCUGAGAUACCGCAAAUCAGAUGGAUCUUACACCCCCUGGAGACAAUCGAUAAGCAGCACAUGGCUGACAGCAUAUGUAGCGAAAGUUUUCUCCAUAGCCAAUAAUUUAAUUGUAAUAGAGGCCAACGUGAUCUGCAGCGCCCUCAAGUGGCUGGUCCUAAACAGACAACAGCCAGAUGGCUCCUUUAAAGAGCACGCACCUGUACAUUCAAGAGGGAUGGUGGGUGGCAUAGAGAGCAAUGAUGCCGAUGCCUCUCUGACGGCUUUUGUUGUGAUUGCCAUGCAAGAGGGAAAAGAGAUCUGUGCUGAAUCAAGUCUGCGUGAAAGUAUCAGGAAGGCUGUUUCCUUCUUGGAAGGUCGACUUCCACAGCUGACCAAUCCUUACGCUGUUGCGUUGACGUCCUACGCCAUGGCCAAUGCCGGCAAACUCAAUAAAGACAUCUUGAUGAGACGCUCGACCCAGGAAGAUGACAGUCGGUACUGGACUGUCCCUGGACAGCAUCAUCACUCACUAGAGGCGACAGCUUAUGCUGUGCUGGCGCUUGUGAAGGCAAACGACUUUGAUAAAGCAGGAGUGGCAGUGCAAUGGUUGGCAAAACAACAGAGUCACUAUGGUGAAUAUGGCACCACACAGGCGACCAUUAUGGUGUUCCAGGCUGUGGCAGAGUAUCACAUGCAGGUGAAGGACCAACAUAUCUUUGAACUGAAUGUGGAGCUGUCCAUGGCAGGAAGAAGCAAACCUGUCAAAUGGACUUUGAAAAGAGAUAAUAUUCAUCAUACACGGACAGACAAGGUGGACAUAAGCAGGGACAUCACUGUAAUUGCUAGAGGAAAUGGAACAGCCACUCUCUCAGUUCUGAAGCUAUACUAUGCCAGACCUGUUCAAAAGAAGUCUGACUGUACAUUAUUUGAUCUGACUGUUAAAAUGGAGAAGAAACCUGAACCAAAUUCAGGAGCCAUUACAAGUUACGACUUCAUUAUGGAUUUCAUCUACAAAAAUGAUACAAUCAAUGCCACUAUGACUAUCCUGGACAUUGGUUUACCGACUGGAUUUGAUGUUGAUGAAAAUGAUCUUAAAGCGUUGUCUACAGGGAAGGACAGAUAUGUUCAGCAAUAUGAAAAGAAUAAACUGCUGUCAGAGCGAGGAUCCCUCAUCCUCUACGUAAAUAAGGUAUGUCAGCAAACUGCAUUAGCCAAUUCUUUUACAAACAGAUCUGUUUACAAAAAUGAUCUUUCAGAUCUUUUUUUUUUGAUCUGAAAGAAACAACAACAU
Messenger RNA from Labeo rohita (rohu), 4395 nucleotides. Its product is annotated as complement C3-like. Gene Ontology annotation, cellular component: extracellular region. The transcript has 35 exons. Gene Ontology annotation, molecular function: endopeptidase inhibitor activity. NCBI's taxonomy places the organism in Eukaryota, Metazoa, Chordata, Actinopteri, Cypriniformes, Cyprinidae. The coding region runs from base 34 to 4380 and encodes 1448 amino acids. The record is from RefSeq and is a predicted model, not a curated record.